GAAGCGGCCUUCAGCCGCAAGUGCCCUUCCUCACCUGCACGCGCGGGUUCCCCCGGUCCCGGCACCCGGGACGCGAGUGCGACCACCAUGGCGGCCGCGGCGGCCCUGCUGCGCGCGACGCCCCGUUUCAGCGGUGUCGCCGCCAGCCCGACCUUCCUGCAGGGCUUGUUGCGGCCGCCCAAGGCGCCGGCAGUGCCCGUCCUGUGCCGCGGUCUGGCCGUGGAGGCCAAGAAGACCUACGUGCGCGACAAGCCGCACGUGAACGUGGGCACCAUCGGCCACGUGGACCACGGCAAGACCACACUAACCGCGGCCAUCACGAAAAUUCUGGCCGAGGGAGGCGGGGCUAAGUUCAAGAAGUACGAGGAGAUUGACAACGCCCCGGAGGAGCGAGCCCGGGGCAUCACCAUCAACGCGGCCCACGUGGAGUACAGCACCGCGGCCCGCCACUAUGCCCACACGGACUGCCCAGGCCACGCGGAUUACGUGAAGAACAUGAUCACAGGCACGGCCCCCCUGGACGGCUGCAUCCUGGUUGUGGCGGCCAACGAUGGCCCCAUGCCCCAGACCCGUGAGCACUUACUGCUGGCCAAACAGAUCGGGGUGGAGCACGUGGUGGUGUACGUGAACAAGGCCGACGCCGUCCAGGACUCGGAGAUGGUGGAGCUGGUGGAGCUGGAGAUCCGGGAGCUGCUCACCGAGUUCGGCUACAAAGGGGAGGAGACCCCCGUCAUCGUGGGCUCUGCCCUCUGUGCCCUGGAGCAACGGGACCCCGAGCUCGGUGUGAAGUCGGUGCAGAAGCUGCUGGACGCCGUGGACACCUACAUCCCGGUGCCCACCCGCGACCUGGAGAAGCCUUUCCUGAUGCCCGUUGAGUCCGUCUACUCGAUCCCUGGCCGGGGCACAGUGGUGACAGGGACGCUAGAGCGCGGCACCUUGAAGAAGGGAGACGAGUGCGAGUUCCUCGGCCAUAGCAAGAACAUUCGCACGGUGGUGACAGGCAUUGAGAUGUUUCACAAGAGCCUGGAGAGGGCCGAGGCCGGGGACAACCUGGGGGCCCUGGUCCGAGGCUUGAAGCGGGAGGACCUCAGGCGGGGCUUGGUCAUGGCCAAGCCGGGCUCCAUCCAGCCGCGCCAGAAGGUGGAGGCGCAGGUUUACAUCCUCAGCAAGGAGGAGGGCGGCCGCCACAAACCCUUCGUGUCCCAUUUCAUGCCCGUCAUGUUCUCCCUGACCUGGGACAUGGCCUGCCGGGUGCUCCUGCCCCCAGGGAAGGAGCUGGCCAUGCCCGGGGAGGACCUGAAGCUCAGCCUGAUCCUGCGGCAGCCAAUGAUCUUGGAGAAAGGCCAGCGUUUCACUCUGCGGGACGGCAACCGCACCAUCGGCACGGGCCUCGUCACGGACACGCCCGCCAUGACCGAGGAGGACAAGAGCCUCAAGUGGAGCUGAGCCGGGCUCCGCUCAGGACGUCUGGGGUUGAGGGCCGCCCUGGCCAGUGUUCCCUCCCCGGCGGAGUGCAGCCACAUGGACACUGGCCGCGCUCAGAGGGCUGGCCUGCCACGGCCGGGUGAGGUGGGCCAAUAAACUAAUGUGAAUAGUAAGCCA
This is a messenger RNA of Lepus europaeus (European hare), 1602 nucleotides long. RefSeq names its product Tu translation elongation factor, mitochondrial (gene TUFM). Lineage: Eukaryota; Metazoa; Chordata; Mammalia; Lagomorpha; Leporidae. The transcript is spliced from 10 exons. The coding region runs from base 88 to 1446 and encodes 452 amino acids. Gene Ontology annotation, molecular function: translation elongation factor activity; GTPase activity; GTP binding. The record is from RefSeq and is a predicted model, not a curated record. Gene Ontology annotation, cellular component: mitochondrion. Gene Ontology annotation, biological process: mitochondrial translational elongation.